CAAAAAGCAUCUUGCUUCAUGCUUGUUCGUAGAGUCGAAACAAACGGACGGACGGCAUGUUCGUCUCGAGGUCCAUUCUGUAAACAGGCACCGGAACGACUAUUUGUUAUUGGUGUUGCAAAGCGAAAGAAAUCUUACAAAGGCUUUGUAGUCUUUCGGCUCCACACAGCGCGGAGACACGCACUUUGGAUUGAAUUUUCAAAUCUGUAGCAAUUAUAUCGAAUGUGAAUUGCUGAGUGGAUUUGCGGAGGGUGCUUUAGCUACUAUAGCCUAGGCCACGCACGGGAUGGCUUAGAGUGGAUAGCUGCGGAGUACAUUUUGCUAAUUGUUUGCGGUGGGCUAGCAUGGAGGAGGAUCUACGCUGCCUGAUGUCGUGCGUUCGCACACUGGUCUGCAAAGAUGGCAACGUGGACAAGCUGUGUUCGGACGUGCAGCGUGCUCGCUACGAGUCGCUGAAAGCGCGCCCGCUGCACCAGCUACUCUAUAGCAACGUGGUGGCAGCGCGCACCGAGGGUCACAACGCCGGACUCAGCAUAAAGCUUCUAGAGGACGACGGAGUACGCGCGCUAAAGGUGGAGGACGUCUUCAUGGAGCUGUCGUUCGACAUCCUGCCCAAGAUCGUGGCGUGUCUGAGCAUCCUGCAUCAAAACUGCGAGAAGAAAAGUGACGGCGUUAGCGGUGGCAGUGGCGAUGGUAGCGAUGGCAACAGCAGCAGCACAUCAUCCGUCAGCCAAUCGUCAGCCAUCGUUGCCGUGCCAUGUGACAAGCUGUGGGAGGACGACAGCAACGCGCUGCGCUGCCUGCUGCAGUUCAUCGUGACGCUGGGCAUCCACCCGUUCCUGUCGCUGCGGCUGCGCGAGAACGCCGAGCAGUACACGAGCGAGGACGGUGGCGGUGGUGGCGAGGGCGGAGGGCGAGGGCGGCACCCGACCACUAACCUGGAGGCGAGGCAGACGAUGAUGACGAUCGUCGGGUACCUGCGCUGCCUUCGCGAGCACCACGAGUUGUUGACGUUGCUUCGCGGCGACGUCGUGCACUGCUCGGCGCUGUGCGUGCUCAUCGAGCAGGUGGUGUUUGACGCCACGCAGCACGUGACCAGCGAAGGCGAACUGGACCUGUGCGCCGUGAUGAAGAAGCAGGCGCGCAUCUGGCUGGACGAGCUGGUCGACUCGUUCCAGCACCCAGACCUGAUAGCGCAGCUGCUCUAUCUGCAGCACCUAGCCACGCUGCCGUCCAGGUCGUUUGAUCUCUUUGUUGCUGGACAGUUCCAGGAUGAGUGUGAGAAGCUGAUUCUCCGCUUUGCCAUGAGGCCAGACGGGCUGGUGCAUGUCUUGGAUGCCGUCAUGCGCACACGUCGGGACUGGAAUUUUGGCCCGGAGCUGACUAUGCUGUUUAAGCAGUUAUCACACAUGCUGACCAGAGCGACGUUACAAGGUCUGCCGGCCAGCGAAUAUUACAACUCCAUUGUCAAACAGUUAGUGGAUUUGGUGAACGAGGAGACGCGUAAUCAUCACAACAUCCUGAUCAACUACGCGGCCGUCGCCGUGCUGAGAAGACUCUCGCACACGGACGCAGCGCACAAUGCCUUCAAGGACCAGCUGUACGCUCCGUUAUCCGUUCUCUACGACGGAGAGAAAGCCAACGCUCUUCCAGUCCUGUCCAACACGUUCCUUGGCGAUGUGAUCGUGGAAAAGGCGGAAAUCGAGCGAACCAUUCGCGUCAUCCAUGAGGUAAUGACCGGUCAGGCUCUCAAGUCGUGUCUCAACUUCCGUGUGUCCUCCGUAUUACCCAUGAUCUCUCUGUUCUUCAUGGGGGCUACUAUGCCCGUUAGAUCCAAGCUCAGGCGACGCGUGCUGGAGAUCCUGAAGGAGUACUUCCUGCAGCACUUGGACCCGGUGUCGCAGAUGUUCGUCCUGCUCGACGGGCCCGAGCCGCUGCUGUUGCGCAACACCGCGUACAUCAGCACGGCGGGGCACAUGGUGCGCAGCCAGGAAGGCGACGACCAGGAGUUCCCCUGGCGCAACGACACGCGGGACCUGUGGCCCCCGACCUCGUCCCUGCUCAGCCCCUCGUUCGUGCACGUCAUGGACCUGAUGCUGGAGCGGGCCAAGGAGCCCAACAGCCCGAUCAUCGCCGGCAGCUCCGCGAAGCACGAGAACGACGGAUCGCUGGCCGCGGACGUGCGCUGGAAUCGCAACUGCCUCGGCGCGAAGGUCGUGUCGGCCGUGCUCGCGCAGUGCCUCACCGAUCUGACCCGGUCGCUUAGCGGCCAGCUGGAGGGUUCCACCGUGAUGCUGGAACCCGGCUCGGACGCCGAGCCCGCUCACGUCGCCAACAUCGGCGGUGACUUUGUGCGUCUGAGCCUGGUAGCCACGGCGACGGAGCGCUAUGGCCCGGACAUCCUGCCCAGGACGGCAGAGGCCAUGGUGUUCGCAGCGCAAGGCCUGGCGUCGGCUGCCUUCUGCCUGGACGCCCGGGGUACUAACGCCGUCCUUCUGGACAAGGCGUUGGAGGCGCGCGGCAAGGGCCGCAUCGUGGCCUACUUCCACUGCUGGGUGAUCAACGCAUAUCCGGCCGUCAUCUGGUCGCUGGUCUCCGUUCAGCUGUGUCUGGCCCUGCUCUCGCAUCUACUGGAGUCGGAGGACAAGGUCCUGAACCCGGAGACUAUCCGAAAGCUGAUGUUCGCGCUACGUGUCAUUGGCAACUGUCACCCGGAGGAACACAUUCGCCAGCAUUGUCUAGAGGUUCAGAUAGCUGUAUCUACCUACAGCACAACGUCGAGCAUCGGCAAGACUGAAUCAUCCGGUGCAGGGGAGAUUACGAGUGCCACGGAACUUGAGCAGAUUUUAAUCUCCUUUCAGGAGCAGGGAACCGAGGCCGUAAGCGCUCUGGGGCCAGAGAAGCAUGACGUCCACAAUGCGUCAGAUGGCACCCACAACUCUGCCUCGUCCCGGUCGGCCGCGGAUCACGUGACUGUGUCCAGCCAAUCAGCAUCUUCCAGUGAUACCACGACAACUGCAUUCACCGCUGUGACUGGUGCUGGGCCAGGUGCCACAGGGCAGUCUGGCUCGCAAACAAACUCGAGCCUUACCAGCAGUCACCUGCCACCGUCCAGUGAAAGCUCCGGCACUUCACUCGGCAGCAGCAGCACUGCCACCACCACUACCGCCCACCGGCCACCCAGUAUCGGCAAGCCCUUGAGCAAGCACGCAGGGGCACGAAAAGUAAGCUCAAGACGAGCUGGCAAAGCUACCGCCAAGUACACUGCUGCCCGCAAGGCCGGCGUCGCCGCGGACGAGCCGCGCACGGGCGCCACGGCAACAGAUGCUGCAGCAUUUUCCGCCGGCAAGGCAACCGACAAAGCCGUCGGCGUCGACGCAGAGCCUGCUGCCGCCGGCACCGAGGGCGGUGACUCCUCGGCCAUCGCCGUAUCUGCUCAGGCGGCCACAUUCAGUCAGGCAAUGAUGGACGCUCACACGGCCGUGGGUAAGGCCGUGGCAAAGGCAUGGCUCGGUCUGACCGAUAGCGCCACCACCACCACCACCACCACCACCGGUACCGACGGUGGCAACAGCGAGAUCAGCACUGCCCCGGCAGGAAUAUCACCGAGCAGCGGUAGCACGGGUGGAUCGUCCGUCGGUCUCGACGCCGAUGCCACCGGUGUCUCGGCGGCCACCAUCACGGGUAGUUUAUCUCCGGGGUUGCAGCGUAAGAGGAAGAAAAUGGUGGACGACUGCGUUCUUCCCGCUGAUACCACCACAUCCCAGUCGACAACAACAACAACAACCCCAGCAGUAGCAGCAACAGCUACAGCAGCAGCCAUGGCCACCGAGGCGACACCGUCUACUCCAACAGCAGAAGAAGUGGCAAGAACUGUGGACACCGGAGCAACAAUAACAGCAACGAAAGCCACAGCCACUGCAAAAACAACAACAAUAGCCACCGCCACUUCAGCCACGGAAACAACAAUAGCAACCACAGACGCCUUAGCAACACCAUCAGCACCAACAACAGCACCAACAGCGGCAACAGCAACACCAACAGCGGCAACAGCAACACCAACAGUGGCAACAACAGCACCAACAGCCGCAACAACAGCACCAACAGCGGCAACAACAGCACCAACAGCGGCAACAGCAACAACAACAGCACCAACAGCGGCAACAGCAACAACAACAGCACCAACAGCGGCAACAACAGCACCAACAGCGGCAACAACAGCACCAACAGCGGCAACAACAGCACCAACAGCGGGAACAGCAAUAAUAACAGCAGGAACACUAGACAAAUCUACUGAUCUCACCCAGCAGACACAGACCGGGAAAGAAGGACAGGAACAAGUGAUGGCCGACAAGGAAGCCGCUCAUCUCAAAACAACUGCAGCUUCCGCUUCCUCGGGUGACAGCCAACCCUUGGGUGGCAAGCCGAGUGUUGAAGCGGACGCUUCUCGGGCAACACCACCGCUCACCACUGCUGAUAUUAAGUCUGCUUCUUGUGCAGUGGGGAGUAGAUCGCAGCCAGAUUCCACCAGCACACUAGCCGCUGUAACACCCACCACUACUGCCACAACGCAGGGACAGGUCGACACGCUGCAGUCCGUAACAACAACUGCGCGACAAGCGGAAAGCAAACCUGCAGCCAUUGGCCAGCCGAGCUCGGCGAAAACGAGCAGUAAACGUGCGUCCACCGCUAAGCGUGUAAACAUCGGAAAGAUUAGCGGCACGUUUGCCACCCUUCCCAUGCAGCAUAUCAAGAAAGUGGCGGCGAGGAAAAGCGAAGCGGCGAGCGAGUAUUUUCCGACAUCGACGUCGGCCCCUGUUGUUGGUGGUGGUCGCUCCGUGCAUGCGUCACCCGCAGUGAGCUCUCCCAGCAAGACAGUAGCGGGGGUGACUGCAGUGACGACGUUGCCAAGCUCUGGCGGUGUCACCACUGCCAACAGCAUCAGCACCAGUAGCACCACCAGCACCACCACCAGCAGCACCAGCAGUAGCAGUGGCAGCCUUCCUGGAGAAAGCAGUGCGUCUAGCGGUGCAAGCAGUAUCAGCAUUGGCACUGGAUCAGGCAGCAGCAGGAGCAAAGCCACCAGCCCUGCCUCCGCCAUUGGCACCACGACUACAUCUGCCACGACCACCACGACAACCACCACCAGAAGCAGCAGCAGCAGCAGAAGAGAACCCACGAGCAGCAGCAGCAGUGUCACCACCAUGAUCUCCAGCAAUGAUAGCCAUACCCGCAGCGUGCCCAUCAGCAGUGUACCUGACAGUAACAGUAGCGAUACCACUGGCAUCAGUGCAAGGGGAAAAUCAUCAUCGUCAUCAUCAGCAGCAGCAGCAGCACCCGCAGCAGCAGGAGUGCCAGCCGCUACGGAAUCACCAAUGGCAGUGGUGUCCUCGACGCCAUUGACAUCGAGCUUGGCACCGGCGACAACAUCGACAGUAACAACAGCAGUGACAACUACAGCAGUAGAAACAUCAUCUUCGUCAUCAACAGCAGCACAACCAACAGCAGCACCCCCAACAACAACACAACCAACGACAGUACAGCUUACAGCAUCACCGCCAACAGCAGCGCAGUCAACAGCAAUGCAAGCUGCAGUAUCACCAAGCCUAGCAACAACAACCCCGUCAGUUAGAGCAGGAACGGCCACAGUAGCAACAGCAGCAGAUGACCAGUCCACCACUGCAGCGGCAGCACCAGCACCAGCAAUCAUUCUCCAUGAUCCGGCCACCGGCAAACAGUACAACACGAUCGUCGAGUACCUAGAGCUGGACAAACUGAACGAAACUCUGGAACGACUGCCGGGAGAAAUGGUUGCCGAGACGAUGCACAUCAAACGCGAGGUAGAGCAGUUCUCGGCAGCUGUGGACGCUGCCAUGUCGGAAGCAAUGGAAGAAGCCCUGAUCAAGCUCAACGAAGUGUCCGUCAACGACUCACCAGAACUGCAUUCCGCGUUCAGCGGACGUCUGGCGGCGCUGGUCGACAACAUCACGGAGCACGGCGAGCUACUUGCUGCACGUGUAGCAGACGGUCCUGCCGAGCGUCGCAUGGCCAGCGCAGCUGCUGUGGACAGCACGGCUAUGCCUUCUUCAGGCGCUGCCUCGGCCGGUGCAGCGCAUGCUGCCGUAGCUAACACCGACGGCGGCGUGACGACAAUGGCGACAACAGCGGCAAAGGCGUCUGCUUCGUCGGCCGCUUCGUCGGCCGCCUCUCAUGCUCAUGCAAGCAAGGCUGGCAGUGCGACUUCCCCGACAGGCGCCCGUACUGUGACUGGCGCGAGCAACGCUGCACCCUCUGCCGACAGAACCAGUAGUGGCGGCGCUAAAGCAACUGUAGGAAAGGCAGCAGCGACAACAGCAGUACCAACAGCAACCACAACAGCACCAACACCAGCAUCAGUAGCAGCAACAGGCAGAGCCAGCAGUGGUGGCACGAAAACAACUGGAGGCAAAGCAGCACCAGUAGGCAGUGGCGGCAGUAAGAUGGUCGCGUCGGCGAAGAAGAAGAAGAGCAAGGGUGGUGCGGCAUCUUGAACGCACUGCUCGCCUUAACCAGGCUGGGGGUGUGUAUUUCGUGGACAUGGCUACAAUCAGCUGAAAGUGGAGCUGCCAUUGACAUCCGUGGAGUCAGCUGAUAGUGAAGGUGUCCUUAUUGAUGCUGGUGAAGUGAGCUGAGAGUGGAGCUGUCCUUAUUGAUACUGGAGCAUUCGGCGUAGAGUGGAGCUGUCAUUGAAACCGGAGUGGAGCACGAUGAAUAGCUGUGAUGCCGUGUUGUUGCUCAUACUGCACUGUGCUGGUCUGCGCUGCAAGCACUCCCGGCAAGCUCUCCAUAACUGCACCUCUGCACAGGUUGUGUCUUUCAUACCAGUCCUGUGAAGCUAGGAUUGGAAAUGCUCAACUGGUUUUAUUCAGCACACAAUCUGCUUUCCACCAGUCUCUAACACAAGCACUGGAAUCUGUCUUGAGGCAGUGUAAACGCAUAAUUAUCAUCUGUUUCUCUGCAAUGGCAACCCGGACAUCUUUCUCUCACUACUCCACAGGAUAGCAUAUUCGACAUUGGUGUUCCCUGCCUGGAAAUACACCACUACUCAUGCUCGACUAGAAAUCAAGCUGUAGAACACCUGCUUCUACCUUUUCAGUUCAGGUUGCUCUUACAUCUCAACCCUGCCGGUUCACUGGAUGAGCAUCAUCAGCGUGUGCUCCAAGUGUUUCCAUGCUCGCCUAUACACUAGAAGCUUAAGUACUGUUUUCACAGCAGUGCCUGCCAACAGUGAGUGCUCUUUGCGAAGUACUGUUUUCACAGCAGUGACUGCCAACAGUAAGUGCUCUUUGUGAAGUACUGUUUUCACAGCAGUGCCUGCCAACAGUGAGUGCUCUUUGUGAAGUACUGUUUUCACAGCAGUGCCUGCCAACAGUGAGUGCUCUCAUGCAACAUCACACUAGACCCUGGUUUAGAAAUGAACCUGGCUGGGCGUCACAAUGUUCGCGCUCGGACAUAGCAUCGGCGUCUCGGUGUGCUUGGUGACAUUGGUGGGUGAGAUAGUUUCGUGAGGUGAGUUGACUAAGCUGUGAUAACUCUCAGUUUGAGCAAUGGCGGCAUAUUGAGCUAGCUCACUGUUUUUUGUUGUUGUUUUUUUUUACGAGAAACCACGAACCUCGAGAACAGAAUACUGCAUGAUAGAGGUGGUUUACUGUGUCGCCGUUGAUCCCGCUCACGUUCCACAUAGCACAGAAACAUGUUGGAAAUGUGACGCCAUUACUUCACUGAAUGGAUUCUCAUGUUUAUCAUUAUGUCAUCCUGUCUUGUGUAUGAGGUCAUUGUGAUGAUCUCUGGGUAUGCAGUGACAUGCUUCUCUACACACUUCCGUUGAUUGAGUUAGCUUCCAGAUGGCUAAGAUGAUUAUUUUGCCUUUCCGGGUCUCGUGCAAGGAUCUAGCGUUGCUAUGACGUUGGCAUGCACUGGGUGCACAGCACCACUCAGGCAUGCUCAUGUGCAUUGUGCAGGCUGCAGGGGUUUCCCCCUGGCAUGUCCAUGACGUCAUGCCUUUUGAUAUUGACUUCGUCAUGAAAUUGAAUACGGAGCCCGUUGGGAAUCGUCAUAUCUAUCCAAGACUGAGAAUUUAAUUUGAAGUACUGAAGUAUUUCUUGCCGGUUAUCGCCGUUAGUUGCGAUUGAAACUAUUACUUUUAGGGAGCGUUAAUUCCUGGCCUUCAUGCUCAUACAUACGUCAACACUUUCUGCUGGGUCUUGUUACGCGAAAGGCCGCGUGUUCCUUGGCAUGUUCUCCACAUUAUUUCGUUUAUUCUUAGUUUCUAGCUUUUUUCCUUUCCAAUUUCUACAUUUUCAUUCUCAAAGCGCCUACACAUUGUACACGAUACACUGCUAUCAGCGAUAGUCGCUUUUUUACCGAAACUCUUGCAGUUGUUUUAGCCUUAGAUUUAAAUUUCCAGCUCUUCCUCCCAGCUAUGUUUUAUGUCACUUCACUCCAAUUUUCGAGGUUUUUUUACCCCAUCUUUGUUUCCUUUGUGCUUUGCGAGCUUGUUCUAGCGUGAAAGCAGCAUCAAGUGGAUGUCAAGACCGUCAAGAUAUGCCGAAUACAUGUAA
Molecule: messenger RNA, 8600 nt
Organism: Sycon ciliatum
Lineage: Eukaryota; Metazoa; Porifera; Calcarea; Leucosolenida; Sycettidae
Product: mucin-19-like
Exons: 9
Coding region: 345-6530 (2061 amino acids)
Source: RefSeq, a predicted model, not a curated record